UGAGUACCUGAAAGUAGGCUGCGAACAUCGUGACACUUAAAGCCUGGGUAUUUUAGCAGGUGUAUUGCAAGAAGAGGAUUGUUCUCCUUACGCUAUCAUACCUAAGAGGAUUUAUGAAAACAUGCAUCCGUUUAAUACUGUCUUGGAAUUCAUGAGAUGGAAGCAUAGGUCAAAGCCGCGCGGAGAAGAUCUGAAGUACGGUUUCAUCUAGCUCCAUCUCCGAGGGAUCUGGAGGACGCAGAGGGGGUCGGAGUCACUGCCGAGCCCGCGCGGCCGGUGUAAGGAAAGCUCGUCCUUACGGCCGCUAACAGGACCCGCCGGAGGUGACGGCAGAGCGCGAGGACCGAACAAUGACUCAGCUGUGUAUUUACACCAGGUUAUUGGGAGCCUUGCUGUUCAUCAUUUCUCAUGCUCAAGGGCAGAACCUAGACAGCAUGCUCCACGGCAGCGGGGGGAAGGCCGACUCUGAGCAGAAGAAGUCUGAGCGUGGGGUCACCUUAGCACCGGAGGACACCUUGCCUUUUUUAAAGUGCUACUGCUCAGGACACUGCCCGGACGACGCUAUUAACAACACGUGCAUAACUAAUGGACACUGCUUUGCCAUCAUAGAAGAGGAUGACCAGGGAGAGACCACCUUAGCUUCAGGGUGCAUGAAGUACGAAGGAUCGGAUUUUCAGUGCAAGGAUUCGCCGAAAGCCCAGCUCCGCCGGACCAUCGAGUGCUGUCGGACCAACCUGUGUAACCAGUACCUGCAGCCCACCCUGCCCCCGGUGGUCAUGGACCCCUUUCUCGACGGCAGCGUCCGGUGGCUGGUCGUCCUCAUCUCCAUGGCUGUCUGCGUGAUCGCUAUGACCAUCUUUUCCAGCUGCUUCUGUUACAAGCAUUACUGCAAGACCAUCUCGAGCAGACGUCGAUACAAUCGUGACUUAGAACAGGAUGAAGCGUUCAUCCCAGUCGGGGAAUCCCUGAAAGACCUCAUCGACCAGUCGCAGAGUUCUGGCAGUGGGUCCGGCCUGCCUUUGUUGGUUCAGCGAACUAUUGCCAAACAGAUUCAGAUGGUCCGGCAAGUUGGUAAAGGCCGAUAUGGAGAAGUGUGGAUGGGUAAAUGGCGUGGUGAGAAAGUGGCAGUGAAGGUGUUUUUUACCACGGAAGAAGCGAGCUGGUUUCGAGAAACGGAAAUCUACCAGACUGUGCUAAUGCGCCAUGAGAACAUCCUCGGUUUUAUAGCAGCGGACAUUAAAGGCACCGGCUCCUGGACGCAGCUGUACCUGAUCACGGACUACCACGAGAACGGCUCCCUCUAUGACUUCCUCAAGUGUGCCACGCUGGACACCAGGGCCCUGCUCAAGCUGGCCUACUCGGCGGCCUGCGGCCUGUGCCACCUCCACACGGAGAUCUACGGCACGCAGGGGAAACCUGCCAUUGCCCAUCGCGACCUGAAGAGCAAGAACAUCCUCAUCAAGAGGAACGGCAGCUGCUGCAUCGCCGACCUGGGCCUCGCCGUCAAGUUCAACAGUGACACGAACGAAGUCGAUGUGCCCUUGAACAGCAGAGUGGGCACCAAGCGCUACAUGGCUCCGGAAGUGCUGGACGAAAGCCUGAAUAAAAACCACUUCCAGCCCUACGUCAUGGCCGACAUCUACAGCUUCGGCCUGGUCAUCUGGGAGAUGGCUCGUCGGUGCAUCACGGGAGGCAUCGUCGAGGAGCACCAGCUGCCCUACUACAACAUGGUGCCUGGCGACCCGUCCUACGAGGACAUGCGGGAGGUGGUGUGCGUCAAGCGCCUGCGGCCGACCGUGUCUAACCGGUGGAACGGUGACGAAUGUCUGCGGGCGGUGUUGAAGCUCAUGUCCGAGUGCUGGGCCCACAACCCGGCGUCCCGACUGACGGCGCUGAGAAUCAAGAAGACACUUGCCAAGAUGGUGGAGUCCCAGGAUGUCAAGAUUUGACAUGUGAGUGACGAGAAGUUCUGACUGCAAGGCCGUGUCACCAGGGGACAGUGGGACGGUGUUAGCGUGCUCCGACUCCCCCUCGCUACCCUUCACAGGCUGCUACAGCGGGACCUUUCGGUACGUAGGAUACAAGCUGGGAACUCCUGCACGCUUCCUUCUUUCUAUACGGACAGCUGCAUUUUCAGCGUGGUCUUUGAUGCCUUUUUUUAUUGGGUUUUUAUGAACUACAUCAAGACUUCAAUCCUGGGUCGGAAGUCUCCAGUCAAACUCUCGGUACUGAAUUGUGUUCGUAAGAUGGUGCUUUCUGUGAAAGCCAUAAGACGAAUGAGUUUGGCAGAGACGGGGAAACACACUUUUGCCUUUUGCCUGCGGAAGUCAGGCCUGUCGUGUUCUUCCUUCGGGGACAGCCGGCAGCCGGCCAUGUGUUCGGAGACCGCUCAGCGAGAGGCCGGCGUCCUGCCUCCCCUGGCGGUGGCGUGCGCACCCGGGCUUGUGUGCCGCCGCUCGGAGAAGAAAACCACCUGGAACGCGCAGGGAGGUGCUGGUGCCCGGGGCCCUGUGCUUAGAAACACCACCCCGCCGAGGUUCGCCAAUUUCGUAGAAGCCAUUUACUUUGCGACUGAUGCAGCCUCCCCAACUUUUUAUUUUUAACAUGAAAGUUGACGUAAGGCCAAAAGAAGCUUAAAGUGUGUGCAUUUGGGCUCUUUUCUUUCCACUACGUCUUCGUUUCUUUCUGUCCAGAGUUGGAGCGUCCAUGCCGUGAGUGCGCUCACAAAGCUCACACUUCUGACGUGAGCUGCCGCGUUAGGAGCGAUGUGAGCGGCCGUAACUCCUCUGUGCUCCGUCUUCUCGGUACCGUUUAAAAGGGAAGUUAUUUAUA
Tupaia belangeri chinensis (Chinese tree shrew) is the source of this 2832-nucleotide messenger RNA. It is a transcript of the gene BMPR1A, whose product is annotated as bone morphogenetic protein receptor type 1A. Gene Ontology annotation, biological process: protein phosphorylation; cell surface receptor protein serine/threonine kinase signaling pathway; cellular response to growth factor stimulus. The record is from RefSeq and is a predicted model, not a curated record. Gene Ontology annotation, molecular function: ATP binding; transmembrane receptor protein serine/threonine kinase activity. The transcript is spliced from 13 exons. Bases 351 to 1949 code for a protein of 532 amino acids. Gene Ontology annotation, cellular component: plasma membrane; signaling receptor complex. Lineage: Eukaryota; Metazoa; Chordata; Mammalia; Scandentia; Tupaiidae.